Phymastichus coffea is the source of this 4320-nucleotide messenger RNA. Its product is annotated as uro-adherence factor A-like. The coding region runs from base 96 to 3797 and encodes 1233 amino acids. Lineage: Eukaryota; Metazoa; Arthropoda; Insecta; Hymenoptera; Eulophidae. The transcript has 11 exons. The record is from RefSeq and is a predicted model, not a curated record.
CCGAAACGGUAUCCUAGUAGAUAGGUUAGUAAUAAAUUAGACGAUCGUCAAAGUUUUUGUAUAAAUAAAUGGUAGCAAACUAGUUUUUGAAAAAAAUGGCUCAGAGAAGAAGCAGAAAUCGACGGCUGUCUGCUAGGAAAAGCAAUGUCUCGGGUUUUCUCAACGAGGACACAAAUAUUUACGAUAACGAUGAUCCUCUAUGGUAUGAUAGAACAGCUGUUCGACCUUCAACAUCUCUAUAUAUGUCAAAAAAUACAAAAGCUGUAUUAGAUCCAGAUUCAACUAUCCAUACAUCCCAACUGCCUGAGAACUGGUUUGAAAAUUUGACACAGUCAGAGAGUUCUAAACUGCUGGAGGAAGCUGUCAAAAAGAAAAAGAGUCAGCAAUAUGAAGAUAGUAAUCACAGAUCAUCAGUAACAGAAUCAGAGAGCGAACAUGAAUUCCAAAAGAAAAGAGCAAAUCUCAGAUAUAUUAGGAAACAAAGCAACAAAAGUAACAAAAGUAAUGCUUUUAUGAAAGCUCUGGAAAAAACAACAGACUCUCAUACAAAAAAUUUGACAUAUAAUCAAAUAAUGGAAGGAAACGAGAGUGAGUUAACCCGUGAUGACUCAAGGACCAUCAGAAAGUUAAGACCAAAAUUUACUAGACAUAUAAAAAAUAACACUAACAAUUUUGAUAAAGCUUUGGAAAGUGACAGUGCUUCAGAAAGAAUCGAAACAAACAUGGAAAGUUUCAGAUCUAUUCCUAUGUCUGAAAUCAAUGAAGAAUUUGCUUCACCUGAAAAGCAAAAGAGAAUAACAAGAAGUAUGAUGGAAAAAACUGUUAAUGUAUCUCAUGAAAAAAAAUCAGUUGAAAAACUCCAAGAUCAAUCUGUUAAUAAAAGUAAAGAUAAAACAAAUUCUCAGUUAUCUUUAAGAGGAUUGAAAAACAAAAAUUUUGUGACACCUCCAAUCAAUUCUGCAACACCUGUUAAAUCAACUAAGAAAUCCAGUGCCAAGAAGAAAAAGCAUAGUGAAGAUCAAUUAACAGAUUCUAGUUCUAGCAGUCCUGAAGUUAAAAAAUAUAAACGUCAUUUGUUUUCUCAAGAAAACAAAAGUGCCAUAGAUAAAAGUAAAGAAAAUAAGAGUGCCUUUGAUGCUGCGUUGGAUUCUAUGAAUGAUAGUCACAAAAGUAAAACUGUAAUGACAGAAGCAGUUAAUACUUCCAAAGCAAAUGGACAAAGUAAGAUGAGGGACAAUGAUGAUGACAGCGACAGCUCAUCAAUACCGCAAAACAUCAGGAGGACAACAUCACGAUUUUUAUUUGACGAGAUAAAUUCCAAUCAGACUGAAGGUGUAAAUUCCAGUAAAAAUAAAUCAAGAACACUAGGAAGAAAUUUAUCCAAAAAUGCAUCACAGUCUUUAAAGAACAGAUCGUUGGCUAAUGAGAGUACCAAUUCGAAUAAACAAAAUAGUACCAACAAAAAAAAAUCAAAAAUACAUGAAAAUGACUCGGUUAAAAAUUUAUCACAGUUUUCAAAAGACAAAUUGAUGGCUAAUGAGAUACAUGAGUCGGAUAAACAAAAGGAUGCUUUUAAAAAUCAAACAUUAUCGGAAUCGUCAAAUAUUGAUGAAGAUAUGUACAAAGUUUCGUUAACUAGAAGCAAAACAGUAGAGGCCAAAAGCAACAAGAGCAAGAGUGCUGAAAUACAGGUUUCAAACAUUGAGACUGAUAGUGAGGAUAUGGUCAAUGAAACGCUUUCCAAAAAUAAACAAUCUGAGGUAUCCAGUGUUGAAACUUCGGAAGAUGGAGACAUGAUUAACAUGUCAUAUGGCCAAACUAAGGAAAAAAAUGUUGAUACAAGUAAAAAAUUCAACGAAUCAAGUGUAAAAGUUAAUAAAUCAAGAGUAUCCAAAUCUAUUUCGACUGGCGACAAAUACGAGGAAGAUCUGUCCAAUGCAGAAUUAUCCAAACGUAAAUCGAGAUCGCGUUUGUUUCCAAAGAAAAAUAUAUCCAAAGAUGAAAAUGCUUUCGAUCAAAUUUUUGUUAAUAAAAGUUUAUCAGUGAAAGAAAAAUCAAAAGAAAAAGAGAUAGAAGAAACUCCAAGAUUAUCACAACGAUCGCCAAAAAUCAUAGAUAAGUUUCAGAACGACCAAUCCGCCAAUGUCUCGAAAAAUAAAUCUUCCUCGCUAGAGAAUACUAAAAAUAACAGUAGGGCGGAUGAGAGCGAGGAUGAAACUUCAACUAUUCCUCAACACAUUAGGCGGACGAGAUCUCGACUGUUUCAAAAAUCUAAAGCUAACGACGAUGAUAAUGUAUUCGAAAAUGCCUUGGACGCUCCUGAAAAUCAAAUUGAAUUGAGUCAAACAUCAAGAACAUUAAACACAUUAAACAAGUCGAUCAUACGCGACGCUGUGGCAAAUAAAUCAGUUUCAGAAACUGUCAAGAAAAAACCCAAGAUAAUAUACGAUAAGAUUAUACAAUCUACUAAUUCUGGAUACUUUCUACCUGAUAACUCCAAGAAAAAUCAAGAAAGCAGGGGAUCGAAUUUACAUAAAUCAGAGGCAAUUACUAGUUCAAAUAAAGAAAAGUCGGUACGUAAUUCUCAAAAUAUAGCCAGUACUCAUCGAUUUGUCGAAACUUCUAGCGAUGGAACGCCAAACUCAGCGUUGCCAAAAGAAACCAGCACGCCAUUUGCUCCACCCAUAUUGUCAAAAAAAUUAACAAAACGAGUUUCGACGAUGCUGCGAUCUACAAAAUUUGCUCAAAACAGCACUUACGACGAUUUGCUCCAUACGCCCAAUCCAGCCCAGUCAACGCUCAAUCCGCAUGGUAAACCGGUGGAUCGUAUUACGCUAUUUUCGUUUAGAACAUCAGCCGACCCGGAAGUAGGUACGCCACCUGCUACAACUGUUGAAGCUACAAAGACUCAGCCUAACACAGUGACUGAAAAUGACGACGAUGUAGAUGUGGUUAAUACCGAUGAUAUAGAUGUGGUUGACGAGAACGAAGAUAUAGAUGUAGUUAACGAGAGCGAAGUUAGUGAUAGUCCAUUAAUCAAGAAUUUAACAGAUCACAUGUCUGACAAAGGGAAUUUUUCAUUACACAAGGUGGUGCCAGUUGUUAGCAAGUCUCUGAAAAAACAUGAAAGCUUUAAGAAAACUUAUAUCAACAACAAAAACAUGCUUCCUAUUGACUGGGAAAAAGCGAAACAGCACACUGACGCUAUAAAGCUGAUGGUUGAAGCUCAAAUGCGUCUUACUGAAGAAGCCCGUAAAAAACGUGAACUUGAGAAGCAACGAAUCAAUGCGAAAAUUAAGCGCUGGCAAGCUCAAAAGGAAGCCGAGCUUAAACGUAAGAACAAAAAACCCAUACAUAAAGCAUUUCUCGUCGAUGGCAAAGUAUACAAACAACCACAGUUACCGCGACCGAAACCUUGGGCCACUGAUAAACUAUACAGGUAUUUGAAGAAGAAGAUGGAGCCGAAGUUUGGCAUGCGCACGAGACUCAAAUCCGAGGAAUUUGUGUUACUGUUGUCGGAAUUUGCGACAAGAAUUGCCAAGCGUAAGAAAUUUGAGAAUUAUAGAAAAGAGCUCGAUGAAAUUAUGAUGGUUAUGGCGAAACUUGGUAUCAUCAAAACAAGGUUUGAUUUUUAUCGAUUUACUGCGGAUUUCUUGCCGCACAGCUUUAGAGAAAAGGUCAAUCCUAUGAUGAUGCCGGGUAACGAGAGGAAUAUUCCGUACGAACCAGAGUUACUUUAUAAGCCGUUAUUGAAUGAUUCGAGGAACUCACAGGAUACGUCGGAUACUGACGAGUAGUAAAUAUUUUGCUCUGCGUAAAUUAUUUUUGUUAGAUGUUUCCGCUUUAAGUACUGGAACGCACAGGAGACGUCGGAUACUGGGGACUAGUAAAUAUUUUGCUCUGCGUAAAUUAUUUUUGUUGAAUGUUUCUGUUUUGAGUGCUCAGUAAUUAAAGAAAGGAACCGUGAAUACCAAUUUAUCAGUAUCUGCCGUAUAAUUUAUGCUUAAAAAGUGUGUUUGAUUAGUUUAACUUACAAAUAAAUCUGAAUGUAAAUAUUUAUUCGAGAUAUUCAAGAGAAUAAUUUUGUAAAGAACUUUAUUUAUUCGUACAAUAAUUUCUUAAAUAGAAUUUAUAAUUAUUUGAAGAGUCAUCAACUGAAACCUUGCUCGACUGUGAUCGCAAAGUUACAUCUAAUUUUAUAUUUAUAUAAAUUUACAAUAUCAGUAUUUUCUUUUGCAUUUUUGAAAAUAUAAGAACAAUAAAUAUACAAGAAAUAUACAUGACGAACGUGUCACUACUUUUUACACUGUUUUUUGUAAU